Pseudomyrmex gracilis is the source of this 1365-nucleotide messenger RNA. RefSeq names its product probable tRNA N6-adenosine threonylcarbamoyltransferase, mitochondrial (gene Tcs4). Lineage: Eukaryota; Metazoa; Arthropoda; Insecta; Hymenoptera; Formicidae. Gene Ontology annotation, biological process: tRNA threonylcarbamoyladenosine modification. Gene Ontology annotation, cellular component: mitochondrion. The record is from RefSeq and is a predicted model, not a curated record. The transcript has 6 exons. Bases 98 to 1348 code for a protein of 416 amino acids.
GUUCAACCUCUUCUCAGCUGUUCGCGCAUGUGAACGCGUCUCACAUGGUCGUUCGGCUGUAAACAAGAAACAAACUCUCUGCGAUACACGCUUGCAAAUGGCAAAUCACGCGUAUUCGUUGGCUCGGAAAACUUUCGUCUCGCAUGUGUGUAACCGAGCGUUAAACGUGAUGCAAAGCUACGCGGAGAGCAGACCGGCCAUUAUUUUGGGAAUUGAGACCAGUUGCGACGACACGGGAUGCGGGAUUGUAAAUACAGCGGGAGAAAUAUUGGGCGAGGCGAUACAUUCUCAGCAUCUAACUCACUUGAAGUACGGUGGUAUAAUACCUAAAAUUGCAAGUGACAUACACAGACAGAACAUAACCGAUGUCUGCGAGACCGCGCUGAGGGCGGCCAAUCUGAGAUUAAAGGACAUAGAUGCUGUCGCGGCUACAAUCAAACCAGGUCUCUUUUUGUCGCUCGCCGUUGGAAACGCCUUUGGCCAGUAUCUCAGUAGAGUAGGUGACAAACCGUACAUACCAAUAGACCACAUGGAAGCUCAUGCGCUAACGGUGCGCAUGGUGGAGGCGGUAGAUUUUCCCUAUCUCGUAUUGCUCGUAUCAGGUGGUCACAGUAUAUUAGGAAUUGUUGAGAACGUCGAUCGGUUUUACACUCUGGGCACAACGCUGGACAAUCCACCGGGUGAAGUUUUGGAUAAAAUCGCUCGCAGACUCAAGCUCGUGAACAUGCCAGAAUUUUCUCAGAUGAGCGGUGGUCAAGCGUUGGAGGCCGCGGCGAGCAAAGCGACGGACCCGACGAAAUUCGUCUUCCAAAAUAUCAUGACGCAACAGAGAGAUUGUCAGUUCAGUUUCGCGGGUGUGUACAACCAGUGUCUGAGGCACAUUAACAAACAGGAAACGCAAUUUGGCGUUGACGGCAGCGCGGUGAUUCCCGACGUGUACGAUCUCUGCGCCGCGGUUCAAACUGUUGUCAUAAAGCACAUAUGUCACAAAACUCAAACAGCGAUGGAGUUUGUCAGCAAUCUAGAUCUGUUCCCAAAGGAAAAGCAAACCUUGGUGGUGUCGGGCGGGGUGGCGUGCAACAAUUUUCUGGCGAAAGCGUUGGAGGUCGUUUGCUCGGAAAAGGGUUUCAGAUUCGUCAGAACGCCGCCCCAGUUGUGCAACGACAACGGCGUGAUGAUCGCGUGGAACGGCGCCGAGAGGUGGAUGGCGAACGCGGGUGUUCUUCGGGACAGAGAUGCGAUCGAGGCCGUGACGGUGCAGAAAAAAGCAGCUUUCGGAGAGGAUUGGGUCGGAAGGGUGCAAGACGCGAACAUAAAGUGUAAACUAGUAUCGUUGAAGGGGAUUUAAGACAAAAACAUUGGGUA